UAGAUCUUAUACAACUGUUUGUCUUUUAUAAAGGAAGAUAUUAAAUGAAAAAACAUCUAAACCAUGUGAAAAACAAAUUGUUUUAUUCUUUUACGUAAGUGAUACGACUGUUAGAUUGUAUCAUUACAUUUCCUGUUGACUUUUUAACCUCUCCAGUCAUCUCACUUGACACAGCUAAAGACCACAGAGAUACAUGUGUCAGUGUUGUGCUCAGCUGCAGUUUUAAUAAAGGGUAUGUAUAUAUUUCUUUUAUCGCCAUGAGCACAUUAAACAUUCACUAUGGCCGCACAGAUUUAUGCUGGGGCAAUCUGAUUUUUUCAGACCUGCUGUUGGUCAUUAUCAUCUCUUACUUUCAUCUUGCCAUAAUUCAUAUCCUAAUGAGUAGAGUUGUUAAUCACAGCUGGUGUGUCAUGUGUUGCAUUUGAAAACAGCAAACUUAAUUUACGUCAGCAACCACAACCAGAGUUUCCUGUUCCAUACUAGCUCCCCUCACGUAGCACAAAUGAACAGCACAUAAGGACAUGUUCACUGCUUGGCUGCAAUACUUCAUAAAGGACCAAAAAGAACGUCUUUUCUCAUCAUGAACACAUCAAACAGCACCACAGAAGAUGAACAGGUUUACGCUGGGGUCUUUGGCUGCGUGAUGGUGAUAGGUCUACCUCUCAAUGCAGUUGCACUGUGGAUUCUUCUUCGCCGCCACAGCCUUAAAUCACCCCACGCUGUCUUCAUGGUCAACCUGGCAUUCUCAGACCUGCUACUCAUCAUCUCUUUGCCCAUGAGGAUCUACUUUCAUGCCACAGGCACCUGGCCUCUGAGCAAUAUGGCGUGCCUCAUCAUUACAAUGCUCUUUCGCGACAACAUCCGUUCCAGCGCUAUGUUUAUCACCUUCAUCAGUGUGGACAGAUUGCUGGCUGUGGUUUAUCCUCUGAGGUCACGCCAUUUAAGAACCUCGUCCAAUGCCUGGAAAGGAGCAGCAUCCGUCUGGAGUUUUAUGCUGGUGGUGAAUAUCCCAGAGAGUUUGGACUUUCUAGAACAUUUGCAGGACCACACUCAACCUACCUGUUUUAAAUCUUAUGACUCUUACGAGCUUUUAUUGAGUAAAACUCGAUUAGCAGUUAUUUACCUUCAGAUUGUGUUAUUGGUCACAAUGCUAACAGUCAACAUUGUUUGCACCAUUAUGGUGUCUUGGACUCUGCACAGACAUCUCAGUGACUCUGCAAAGGUCAGCAACAAGAUGAAAGUUAUGCUAAUCUUUGUCAUGAACUUGGUUUUGUUUGCCAUGUUCUUACCUGUGCCUAUAGGAAUGGCUGCACAUGGCAAAGAAAUCAUGCCGCUGGUGUGUCUUACUGUUUCUAACUGCUGUUUGGAUCCUCUGCUGUAUUACUUUUCUUUUGACUCCUUUUGGAAGAAAAACGAGAACUGUAGAUAAAAGACCUCCUAUUUCCAAAAGUUGGUAUUAGAUUUACAAUGGGAUCUAUAUUUUCUAAGAGGAACAACGUGUUUGUUCACAAACUUUUCUGUAGUUCAACAAUUUGUAUGGCUACACCAAUAAACCAACAUUAACAUGUUUGUGAAGCUUUGCGUGUGAGACAGAUGGUGAAAAGGCUAGUUGAAGUAGUGGUUUUGUGUUUCAUUUAGACCUAUGCUGCAGCAUGACAGCGUCAACCAUCAAAAGAAUGGUUGCUGUACUAGAAACUGACGCUUAAAAAAAGACAGCUGCAAAGCUUUUUUUAGUUUACACAUUCAAGAGGUUACUACUUGUUGUCAGCUUAAGAACUUCAAGCAAUAUCCUUUGUUAAUUUUUUCACUUUUAGUUUGACUAUUUGGAUCUAUUCAUGUGCAAAGUUUAGUGCGCUUCUGUUAUUUUUCUCCUAAACCCUUCUCUUGGAUGAUUUUUCUAAAAAAGAAAACAAAAACAAAACUAACUGCUUGUCUUUUUCAAGUAGUUGAAAAAGACAGUGUGAGAAAAGGGUGUUGAUUGAGAGCCUAUUUUACAUUUUGCUCAUUGUUCAGUUGAGGAAGCAGACUGUUUUCAUCUGCUAGAGAGCUAAAGAAAAAAAACAUCAUGGUUUGUCCUCCGGAAGUCACUGCUGCAGUACAAGAUACAGUAGGGCACAGGUUACAAACCACAUUUUAACAGAAAUGUUUCAACUUUUCAUUGCAAGGCUUGUUCAAUACAACAUCGUCUCCUAUGCUGCCUUUAGCAGCUUGCAACAUCUGCCCGCUGUGGUUUAUUCUCUGAGGUCAACUUCAAACCUAUUUCUGUGUCUGAAAUGGAGCUGCACACGCCUGGCUGAUCUUGCUGGUGGGGAAAAUCACAGAGGGUGUGAGGUUUCGAAAGCAGUUAAGCAAUUUUGAACUUUCUCAGGGCUCUAAGCAUCAUGAACAGAUUCUUGCUGCAACAUCAAAGUGUCAUAAUUUGGCUGUGGAGUGGGCAUGGAGUGGACCCACGUACAGGACAUAUUGCUGAUGCUAACCUAAACUGAUACUAACUCAGGGAAGUAAGAAAUCGGGAACUUAUAAACUAAGGAACUACGAGGAAAAUGGGGAACACACAAGGCAAAUGACACACAGCAUUAAGGGACAACAUGACAAAGAAUUGAGGAGAAUUUAGAGCGUAAAUACACACGAGGUCGCAAAGCAGAGUGGAUUCACCUGGGGAACACAGCUUGGCAGACUCUAACUAGUGUGACAAGGGGAAGCAAAACUAAACAUGACACACAUGAGACGGGGGACUGUCAAAACAGAACAGGAAACAUGAUACUGAGACAGAGACAAAGACACAGACGAAAAGAUAAACAGACACAGAGACACGACUUACUUGACAUAACUAAACAGCGAGACCAGAAAACAACAGAAAGAGAUUAUAGACAGAGAGACAUAGGACACAACUGGGGAACAAACAGAGAUCACAAAGAGAACUAACAAAAUUAUAAUAAACAAAAGCUAGAAAAGGCACAAAAACACUAAAGUGUGUGCCUGAGGCAAAAAAAAACCCUAACCCAAAACUACCAUCAGAAGACUAAAGACCUAAAUAUAAAUCAUUUCUUAAAAGCAAAACAAAUCAUUAACUCAAAAGAAAAACUCAAAACCGUGGAUCCAGGACCUAAGGACCCUGACACAAAGUUUCAAACGCAAAAAAACAAACAAUCCAGGCUGUUUUAUUCAGUAUUCAUGCACUAAUUAGUACAUUCACUAAUAAUUUAAAACAUUUUAGGAAAUAAGCUUACUUGAGACAAACAUGAUGUCUUAAGUUCAAAUUUUUAUGGCAAAUACAAAUACAGAAGCAUAAAUAUGGUACAAAAACUGGAAUAGGAGAGACACCCAUUUAGUAUUAAAUGUAAAAAUGAUCUAAAUGUUUGGCCCUGUGGGAAACACUUGUUUGUUUUCUUGCAGAACCACAGCAUGAGUUGGUUUGUUUUUUUCUACUUGCUGCUAAAAAAACAGAAGAGUCAAACUCAGCACCUUCUUGUUGUGAGGUAACGGUGCUAACCACUGUGUCACCGUACCCCCCCACAAAAUAUACAAACAUUUUUCAUAUGCAAUAUGAACUUGACUGUUAAUCAGCUUAUAUCACCAUAAAUAACCAUAGUAAAAUUUCCAUAAUUGAUAACCUAUUGCAAUAAGCCAGCCACAGAGUGCUGACCCACACAGGUGUGCACACGGGCAUACGCUGUUCAUAGACACAAACUACACCUAUCUUGGCUGCUACCUCAAAGCACA
Messenger RNA from Haplochromis burtoni (Burton's mouthbrooder), 3723 nucleotides. Its product is annotated as lysophosphatidic acid receptor 6. Gene Ontology annotation, molecular function: lysophosphatidic acid receptor activity. Gene Ontology annotation, cellular component: membrane. Lineage: Eukaryota; Metazoa; Chordata; Actinopteri; Cichliformes; Cichlidae. The coding region runs from base 581 to 1429 and encodes 282 amino acids. The transcript has a single exon. Gene Ontology annotation, biological process: positive regulation of Rho protein signal transduction; phospholipase C-activating G protein-coupled receptor signaling pathway. The record is from RefSeq and is a predicted model, not a curated record.